AUGUCAAAUUUUGUUCAUCAAAUUGUCAAGAAGACAUCGAAUAGAAUUGGCUUUCCUCUUGGCCAGUUAUGUGCCUUAAUCAGUGGACCCAAGCUUCCUCCUAGAACCCCAGCACUAGCUACUGUAUGUACACCUACUGCACCUAGAUCUAGUGGUGAUACCAGUUGGGGAUUUACUGGUGAGGAUGGGUUUCUCUCUUCCAUAUUGUGGGCAGUCCCAAAGAAGAGGGUUUCGCGUCACAAGAAACGUCUUCGUAUGCAGUCAAAGUGGCUGAGACCGAUACAGAACUACAUGCCCUGUCCGAAAUGUGGAAACCCAAAGUUACUCCACGUCCUUUGUGGGACAUGUUUCAGGAGAACGAUGCGAAAGACUGCCGAGUAUAGAAAGAAAAAUGUAGGGACACUUUAUUCAAAAUUUAAGAAAGGCGUUGGAUUCUGA
Molecule: messenger RNA, 438 nt
Organism: Amphimedon queenslandica
Lineage: Eukaryota; Metazoa; Porifera; Demospongiae; Haplosclerida; Niphatidae
Product: 39S ribosomal protein L32, mitochondrial-like
Exons: 1
Coding region: 1-438 (145 amino acids)
Biological process (GO): translation
Cellular component (GO): mitochondrial large ribosomal subunit
Molecular function (GO): structural constituent of ribosome
Source: RefSeq, a predicted model, not a curated record